CUUUUUCUUCUCUUCCUUCUUUUGCUUUUUUAUCAUUUUUGUUUUUCAAGACCUUUGACAUUGCAAACAUCAUUAUCACUAGAAUCAAAAACGCACUUCAAGAGUAAUACCUCUAUCAAUAUGCAAGCAAAUGAAAAACACGAACUACCUAACCAGAAAAAACAUUUGUCGCACGUAACGCCGCUACCCAAGCAGUCCAUUGUAUUUCGACCGAUGGAUCAGGCUGAAUCAGAUUCGUCAUUCAGUCAGUACAUUGAUCGUCAAUUCCAACCUUACUCUGCUGUUUUGCACAAGCGGGCUUCGUUACCUCCCGAGCAAACCAAGAGUAUAUCGCCAGCAUCCAUGCAGUGCCAGCAACAGCAACAUCAGCAUAAGGCGAUUGAAACUACAGAACAACAAGCAAAAACAAAACCAACGCCACCACUACAGUCAGCAUCAAACAAUACCCGAGCCUUUGAUUAUGAUGAUGAAGAGCGAGCUCGACAACAACAACAGCAGAUUGCAGACCCGUGGUGGGUGCUAAAAAGUGACGAAGAUGGAAUUUUCUCGAUUGGAAUUUUGCUUUUUCUCUUUGGGUUUAUCUUCCCACCGCUAUGGUGGAUCGGUGCAUGUUGGCCAAGACAUCCGAGGGAACGCGCAGGCAAAAUGGCUGAGCGAUGGCAAAAGCUGAAUCUGAUUAUGUCGCUCAGUUUUAGCGUGAUAUUAAUCAUUGCGCUUAUCAUCGUUGCUGUCAUAUACAGUCGAAUGAAAUAACAUUCGGUUCCGGGCUUUUACUGCUUUUAUCUAUUUCUCGUGUACUACCCCCCUUUGUUCCUCUUCAUCGCCCCUUCCCUCAUCCAAAUUCAUCCUUGUUCAGUGUAUGUAUUAUACCACCCUUUUUUCAGUCUCUUCCAUAUUGCGUUGUUAUUCUUUCAUCACUGCUAGUUAUGACAUAAUAAGCAAUUUGUCACUGCAAUCUGUAAAAGUUUUCUUUUCUUUCCGCUUAUCAAUAUUCGAAUACCAGUAUUAUCCUUUAAUAGAACUUGUG
Zychaea mexicana is the source of this 1027-nucleotide messenger RNA. RefSeq lists its product as uncharacterized. The transcript has a single exon. The record is from RefSeq and is a predicted model, not a curated record. The coding region runs from base 121 to 753 and encodes 210 amino acids. NCBI's taxonomy places the organism in Eukaryota, Fungi, Mucoromycota, Mucoromycetes, Mucorales, Lichtheimiaceae.